Prorocentrum cordatum is the source of this 5136-nucleotide messenger RNA. The record is from the annotation of a GenBank genome assembly. NCBI's taxonomy places the organism in Eukaryota, Dinophyceae, Prorocentrales, Prorocentraceae.
AUGGCGGCCGCGGCGCUCGUGGGCAGCCUCGUGACGCAGCUGGCCGCCACUGGCCGCAGCCGUUUUGGUCGGGCUGGCGCUGUGCAUCGUGGUGGGCCCGCCUGCCGCCUGGCGGCCGAGGCCGAGCAGCUGAAGCAGGUGCCCGAGCAGACGCAGGCGUGGCAUCUCUCCGGGAGCUCAGGUGCGCCUGGGCCCAUACAUGACCCGAGCUACGACGUGGCCGCGGACGACGCUGGAGCCGACGGCGGUGCGCCGCCUCCAGGGAUACCCUUCGUGCCGGGCGUGACUGGCCCGAUGAUGGGGCCAGGCGCGCUGGGAGCCACGGGGCCGACGGCAAGGGCCGCACCGCCCGUGGGCGCCCCGCCCCCCGCGCCAGCUGGCGCCGCCAGCUUGGGUGCCGUGGGCGCUUGGGCAGGGGCGCCUAGCGCGGGCAUCAAGCAGCUGCUGUCAGCCUUCAGCGGUGCCAAGGCGUCUGACUGCCAGUGGAGCCGCGGGCUCUGGCAGAGCGCGCGGGCCAUCGAGGCCUCGGGGCAGCUCCAGGCGGAGAUCAAGCGGUUGCUGAGCGACUACGGCUAUGUGGGCGCCGCCACCACGACGGCGCCGCGUGAGACCGAGCUGAUCGGGGCCCUCGAACGCCUCAGCUCCCAGGCGGCGCUGUCGGUGGGCAGCGGCCCGUGGGCCCACGGCGCCUCGCCCGACCUCUCGGCGUCGCGCGGUGGGGCAGAGGAGAUGCGCUGGGGGUCCAGCCUGCCAGCCGAUCUCCAGAAGGCCGCUCCCGAGAUAUACCGGAUGAUUCGUGGCGAGGGCCCAUCGAGUGCGAGGGACUGGAUCGCCCAGAGGUACCAGGGCAGUCGGAGCAGUCCCGUGUGGGUGGAUCUGUGGACCCUGUCGACCACCAUCGACUUCAGGCUCAGGGGCUGCGCCAGCGACGUGGAGAUCAUGCAGGUGCUGGCCGUCGACGACAUGAUGGAGCUCGCCCUGAGGAGGCUGGCAUCGUACGUGUAUGAGCAGAGGAGCGGCGACCGCGUCGGGGCCGUGCACAUGCUGGGUUCCACGCCGCCGGAAGGCUCUGCAGACGUGGCCCCCACGUGGAUGGGCGAGGCAGCGGCAUGGGUCCCCAAGGUGCGUGACACGACGGGCCCGACGCUGCAGCAAGCGAUCUCGGCGAAGCCGGGACAAGAGGCGCUGCUGCCGAUCACGCUGGUGGCGAAGCCUUCAGGAGGUGGCAGUCGGUCGAGCCGGCUACGACACCGUUUCAAGCGGAAGCUCGCGCUGUGGGCUCUCGGGAACGAGUACGUGCGUGGGAUCAACUCCAUGGGCACGGGCUCGUGCAGGGACCUCACCCGACUCCGCCGCGACAGCGAUCUCUCGGGCAAGAUGCGGAGUCUGCACGGCCAAGAGGUGAAGAGCGCGAAGAUGCUCGACGCGCUGGGGCCCGAGGAGGCCAUGCACUACAGCGACGAGACCAACGUGGUGGAGCGCGCCGAGCUGAGCCAGGUGAUAUUCGAGGAGCUGCAGCAGAAGUUCGGUUUCGUGGGCGGGUGCCAGGAGGAGCACGAGCGGUACUUCGGGCGCCGGGACGCGCCACCGAACCUCUGGCACUUCGGGGGCCCCGAGCAGGUGAAGGCGAUCGCAGGUUUCAAUGCAGUGGGCAUGAAGUCAGGGGGUCGGCACCGGAGGAUCAUCAUGGUGGUGGCUGCCAAGUAUAUGUUCAAGGAUGUGAGAGAGCGGUCAGAGCACGGGCUGCACGGGGGAGGGGCGUUGAGUCGCCUACAUGUCCCGUCGGACUGCUGGGCGGCGGCGGCUCUCGGCGAGAGUAAAGCUUUCUCUUUCGUGGAAGUGCCCUGUUGGAUGUGGGGCUGGCAGACUGUUCCCCCGGUACGGGCGCGUGCCGUCUGGGACCGACUCACCGCGUCUCAGCGAGCCGACCUGGUGCCUGAGUCCUGGGUCUACCCCAUGUGGCGUCGGCUGGUCAUGCGCAGCUCCCACAGCGUGCACAUCUUGAUGACGAUCACCGCCAGAGUGUGCGCCAUGACGUUACAGCGCCCGCUCGUGAACCAGGACCGCGAGCAGCGACUCAAGUGGAGAGAGAGCUACAGGAUGCUCAACGACAGCGAGUGGGCUGAGCGGCAGCAAGCGCGGCGCCCCCUCCCCCCCGAGACGGACAACUAUUCCGUAGCGGGUUGGUGCGAGGCAGCUCGGCAGGCCAAGCUGCAGAGUGGUGGCGUCUUCGUGGUCAUGCACCCCUCUGCGGGCCCUCGGAGGGCCCAAGACGCGCAGCACUACCUGGAGAAGAUCACGGAGGAGCUGGGCCUGGGCCUGCUGAUGAUCUCCGUCGACCUGGCGGUGGCCUCGCGGUGGGACCCGGGCCGGGUGGACACCUUCGAGCAGCUGUGGCCUCUGUUGACCGAGGGCUCAGUGGACGUGGUCUUCGGCUGGGGGGUCCGCGCCCUCUGCGCCGACGGGGGCAAGUACUGCUGGGGCCCACCUCGGACGCGACUGAAGCCUGGGGAGACCGCGCGUUUAGACGAGGCCAGCCACCUCAUGCUCAACCACCUGACGCUGCGUGGCGGCGUGGCAAGCCGCGGAGAAGCUUGGGGGCUCGAACGCCCCGAGGACCCUGGAGAGAAGCCCUACCCCUCGCUCUUCGACACGGAGAUGCUGAAGGGCUUGGAGGAGAGGACGCAGGCGAAGCGGAUUCCGUUCGACCAAUGCAUGAUGGGCGGUGUUUCACAGAAGCCUACGAGAGUCACAGCAUCGCGAAGACACUGGCAGACAUUUCGAAGCACGAAACGGGCCCUACGGGCCACCAGCGAUCCGGAGUUCGGUGUCCCUAGAAUCUCGAGCUUCUCGGCCAAGCUGGACAAGGGCGCCUUCCACUUCCUCAACGAGGCCUCCUCACGCGAGAAGGGGGUAGUGCUGGGCCCGUCGGACACGGGCUUCAACUUGCACAUCAACGACGGCCUGAUCUCCGCCGAGGGGGGCUCCCAGGGCUCAGGCGAAGCGAAGGUCAACAAGCUGGUCCACCAGGUGGGGGACACGCUGGAGGACGUCGGUUUCGUGGUGCAGGACCGCAGGGAGCACGGCCUGGUCGGCCGCAUCGUGGGCUACGAGAUCGAGUCGUGCCCAGCUCGGGUGCGAGUGCCGAGGCGGAAGGCGGCCCUGCUGUACGAGACGCUGAAGGUGAUGAUCGAUCGGGAAUGGGUGCACUUGGACGACCUGGCGUCCGACCUGGGCGUCUGGAUCUGGGCCGCGCUGCUGGCCAGACACUGGCUGUCGGCACCACGGCACCUUUUCCGGUUCACGCGCCAGGGCGCCCAGGACUUCGACACGGGCGGCUUCGGCGUGGUCGUGGCCGCCGCGAGCUGGGCGCAGAGGGAGGGGCUCUGGUGUGCGGGCACGGGGCCAGGUGCGGCAGUCGCCAAACCGGGCAUGCUGCAGAAGGUGCCAGACAGAGGGCCCUCGUCUCUGGAGCCGCACCUGCCCGUGAGCUCCACCGCCAGGAUCGACUGCGAGGCGAAGUGGGUUCCUGCGGAGGCCGGGCUCCGGAGGCGAGCGGACCGCAUCGUGCUGGGCGAGAGGCGUGCAGCUCUGCGCGUCCUGGCUCGCCUGGCGGUGGUCGCUGAAGCGCAUCGGUGCAAGGUUCUCUGCCUGGAGGACAACAUGGGCUAUGCUGGGGCUGCGGCGAAGGGUCGAUCCACAGCAGGUCCAGUCAGUUAUUUGCUAAGGACGAGGUGUGCGUUGUCGAGCGCGUCGGAGAUCAGGAUACACCUCCCCUGGAUAGAGACAAAGAAGAUGCGGUCAGGAUCAAGAGGGGCGCAGAGCCCCAGUGCCGGAAGAUCAGGCGCGCGUGGCGCGCGCAGUGCAGUGCUAAUUUUAGGCCCUCGAGUGUCAGACGACCCGCACCUGGAGGGCCGCGUGCAACUCUCAACUUUGCUAACUUAUCGGCUUCGAGCAGCCGAGUUCUAUGAGUGGUGCUUGACGGAGGGAGCGCCCCCCUGGACGCCAGACGAGUGGGAUGACACCUUGUUGGACUACAAGGCGACCUCCGCCCUUUUGAAGAGCCACUUCACCAGCCUGGUCGCAGCCGUCGAAUUCAAGUUCCCGCGGCUGAAGGGCCGCUUGAGCAAAUGCCACGCCGCGCUGCGCGGCUGGGAGCUAAAGCACCAGACCAAGCACACGGUCCCAAUGGUGAGCACGGCCCGGGCCUUCGUCAGCGUUCAGCUCAGUGCCCGUGGCGAGCCUAGGCUGGGAGACAAGGGGCCUCUCAUCGUGGGCCUCGGCAUGAAGGCCAACACCAAGGCCAAGAGACCCCAGUCCAACGCUAGUUUGGAACCCGACAAUCCGACCCUCGUGGGCAUCCUGAGGCGACGUGGCCACGCCAGGCGGAAUGGCUCCGCCAGCAGUGCCGCGCUGGGCGUCUGCCAAGGCGGGAGCGACGCACACGCCUGCCAGGGCCCCUGGCCGCAGACGCUCCUGGUGGCCGUGCUGGGGCAAGGCGGCCAGGUGGGGCUGCGCAGGCAACCUGACGCGCGCGGUCUUAAUGGUGGCCCGACUGGUACCGGCCGCCUGGAGUCCGCUUUUUUGGCGCGUAGGGUACCGGUGGCAGCAGACGUGGCACAGGAAGUCGGAGGAGCUGCAGGGCGCAUCAUGGGGGCAGGCGCCAACUUCUCGUCCAGCGCGGCAAGGAUUUUCCCGGCCCUCACGGACAAUACUCUCUCUUUGGCCGAGACAGUCUGGGAGGGCCUCGACCUUGUCAAUGUUUCGGUCAACAGCAGCGCCGGCCACUUCUUUUUCUCGGGCGACGACGACCCAGCGGAGCUGCUUUCGGCGCCCGAGGCUCGGGCGCGGAUGAACCUACCCGAGUUUUGGCAGCAGACGUUGCUGGACCUCACCUUGCUUGCAUCUCCUUCCAGGCCAGUAAUGGACAUCCACAGGCAUCAGUUUUACAGCGGAUCAGCCUACACAGCGCUCGACCUGUGGUCUUUGAUCACCUACUUGUGGCCGCGAACCGGGAACGGGCCUCCACCUGCUGCUUCGGCGGCGGCUUCGCAGUCCGACGCCGAGCCUACGGACGGGGACUGCGACAGCGAGCCCGACGCCGAGGACUCCCCGAGUGACGACUCUGUCGCCUAG